Messenger RNA from Daphnia magna, 690 nucleotides. RefSeq lists its product as uncharacterized. The record is from RefSeq and is a predicted model, not a curated record. NCBI's taxonomy places the organism in Eukaryota, Metazoa, Arthropoda, Branchiopoda, Diplostraca, Daphniidae. The transcript is spliced from 3 exons. Bases 140 to 424 code for a protein of 94 amino acids.
AGGGCAGAGCAUUCGCUCUUUGGAGAAAAUUAGGUUUCCGUGCAGAAAAUGUAGGCUGAAAAGCUGGGUAUAUAAGCAGCGGCUUCAGUUCUACAUUUUCAUCAGUCACUCGACGAUUCAACGCAAACAACAAACAACAAUGGCUUCUAUCAAGAUGAUCGUUCUGUGGGCCUUCUUGGUCGUUUUGGUUGCUGCAGUCAAUGCCGCUCCCCGCUAUUUCAUCAUCGAUGAUGGCGAAGUUGAUGUAGCUGCUCCUGCUCCGUUGGUUCGCGUCCGUCGCCAGGACAAGUACGUUGCAUCGGCCAGCGGUGGCAAUUACGGCAAGGGAACUGUUGGCCCCGUCUACACAUUCGUCAAAACCGACCCUAAGGCCAACUUCAAGUGGGGAGUCCGCCACAAGGCUGGAGUCCAAUACGGUCGUUAAAUAGCAAUAGCCAGGCCGACGUUCCCCUAACCCAGAUAAUCUUCCUCAAGCUGGAUCUUGAAACGAUGAAAAAGACUUACAUUUCACGCUAUUUGUUCACCCAUCCAUUCAUUUUUGUUUUUUUAAGUCACCCCGGCCUUAAAAUCAUAACACAUGAUCAUUCAUUUCAAUUCUUUUGGAUUGUCUGUCGUGAGUAACCCCUGUUAUCUAUUGUCAGUUGUUACUGUCUGCAGCGUUAAAAAAAUACAAACCUAAAUUUAAAUUCA